This is a messenger RNA of Prunus avium (sweet cherry), 453 nucleotides long. Its product is annotated as transcription factor bHLH104-like. Lineage: Eukaryota; Viridiplantae; Streptophyta; Magnoliopsida; Rosales; Rosaceae. Gene Ontology annotation, molecular function: DNA-binding transcription factor activity; protein dimerization activity. The record is from RefSeq and is a predicted model, not a curated record. Gene Ontology annotation, biological process: regulation of DNA-templated transcription; intracellular iron ion homeostasis.
AUGUUUGUUUCCGGUGUGGAAGCUGAUUGCUCAUCUGGAGACUCGGAUAACCUUAUGGAAGUCGGCUCCCAAAAACGGUUAAGAUCUGAAUCCUAUGGUGCAUCUUUCUCUAAAGCAUGCCGGGAGAAAUUGCGGAGGAAUAGGCUCAAUGAGAGGUUCUUGGAAUUAGUUUCUGUCCUGGAUCCUGGAAGGCUUCCCAAAACAGACAAGAAUGCUAUAUUGACUGAUGCCGUUCGAGCGCUGACCCAGUUACAAAGUGAAUCCAAGAAGCUGAAAGAGACCAUUGAGUCUUCGCAAGCAAAUAUUAAAGUAUUGAAGGCUGAGAAGAGUGAACUUCGAGAUGAGAAGCAUAGGCUAAGGGUAGAAAAAGAGAAGUUGGAGCAGCAAGUCAUAGCCAUGAGUGCACAAAAUGACAUAUCACAGGAUCAUAUCCUUCGCCCUCCUACAGCGUAA